Aspergillus fijiensis CBS 313.89 is the source of this 516-nucleotide messenger RNA. RefSeq lists its product as uncharacterized. The transcript has a single exon. NCBI's taxonomy places the organism in Eukaryota, Fungi, Ascomycota, Eurotiomycetes, Eurotiales, Aspergillaceae. The record is from RefSeq and is a predicted model, not a curated record. The coding region runs from base 1 to 516 and encodes 171 amino acids.
AUGCCCGAUCCAGACCCAUCCACGACCAACAAACCGACCAUGCGCGCCGUGGUCUUCGACGGUCAUCCGUACAAAGUCCACGUGCGCACCCUCCCCAAGCUGACGAUCGUCUGGCAGACCGACGCGGUGGUGCGCCUCACGGCGGUGCACCCGCGUGGGCGGCGGGCUGGCGAUCAUCGGGGUGUACUUCGCGAUGCCGACGUCCCCGGGCGUGUGCAACGCGGGGAUACGAUCUCGCCGACGGUGCCGUGCCCGCUGUCGGAGGUGUGGAAGAAGGGUCUGACCCUGCGCGCGGGGCCGGUGGACUCGAAGACCGCGGUGGCGCCGCUGCUGGAGCUGAUCCGGGGGGGGGAGGCAAGGCGAGGGGCCCGGGUUCGUGUUCUCUUCGGUGAUGGAUAUCGAGCAUGCCCCGGAAGCGUAUCGUCGGUUCUCGAAGCGGUUGGAGACGAAGGUCUUGAUUCGGUUCGAGGGCGGGGCGAAGACUGGGCAGGAGGGAGGGGGCGGGGGUGGGAGUAG